GUUUUUUCUCUGGUUCGAUCAAAUCGAUAAUUGAUUGAUAAUGGAUUUAAUUAUUCGAUUAUUAUUGAUAAUAACAAUGAUUAUAUCAUCUGAUUAUGGUGGUGUUUAUGGUGGUGGUGGUCGCCAUCAACAUCUUAAUCAUUUCUCAUCAACUUCGACUGGAAAUCCGAUAACGAUAACACCAACAACGACAACAGCGACACCUGCAUUACCAUCUACAACUGAAUCAUUACCAUCAUUAUCAUCAAAACAACAGCAGAAUCUGAAUGCAUUUAUCAAAAAUUUUAACCCGUUCAAUUAUUCGAAUGGUGGCAAAAUGAAAUUAUUAUCAAUGAAUUUGAUUCGACCUCAACAACAAAAAUUAGAACAAGAAACUGAUAAUAAUCAUCCUUCGAUUGUACAACAAUUCGAUACCAUUGAUGACAUUGAUAAUUGUUUGGCUGGUUCAUUAUCAUCAUCAAUAUCGACAACACCUACACCACCUGAACAACAAUUAGAACAAUUUAUUCAAUCAUUAAAACCACAAAAUAUGGAUGCUAUUGUCGAUGAUAAUAAUGGUCAGCAUGAUCAUCAAGAUGGUAAAAAUGCUGAUAUAAUGAAUACUGGUGAUGAUGAUUUGCAACAACAACACCAACAAGAUUUUGAUCUUAUCGAUCCGAUUAAACAUGAAAAAUUGAUUGAUAAUGAUCAUUUCAUUGAACAACAACAACAACAAAAUCUAUCCACCGAAUCUACAAAGACAGACAACAACAAAAAUGGUCAUCGUCGUGGUCAACAACCAAAACGUUUUAAAGCUGCUGUACUUACCCGUUAUUCAAUGGAAUAUCGUCCAAUCGAUUCGAAUCUAUUGACAGAACAUGAAUUAGAAGGUAUCGAUGAUAGCGGCGAUGAACGAAUUAUCGAUAUUAUACCACAAAGUCGCCCGUUACAAUUACAUUUUAAAUCACCUUCAAAUCGUAUUAGAGUUAUACAAUCAUCGAUUGAAGAUCAUGAAAAACAAACCGAAAAACAAGAAAUAGAGCGAACCGAAGAAGAACCACGUCUAUAUUAUCAACAAAUUCGUAAACCAAUUCUGCAACAAGUCCAUGAAAUAAUAAUGCCAUAUCGUAAAGUUAUACAGGAAAUUAAACCGGUUGUUGAACAAAUUCAUACGGUUGUAUCAUCGAAACGUCGAUCACCAUCAUCAUCGGGAAAAUUUCAUAAAUCCAAUCCGAUUAUCGAUCAAUCAUCAAUGAAUAAAUUUAACCGUUCGCCAAUUGCACGUUUUAAACAGAUUCAACAGCAGCAACAACAACAACCGGAACGAUUAUCAUCAUCUAAAACCAAUGAUUCAUCAUUAUCAUCCACUCUUAGUCCAUUGUUGAUUGGUGUUGAACAAGUGGUAGAUCCAAAUAUUGAUCAAAAACAGCAACAACAACAUAAUCAACUAAUGAUGCAAGAAUUGUUGAAAAUUUUACCAACAAAUCAUCAUCAUCAAGGAUCUACAUCACCAUCAUUAUCUCAUUCAUCAUUGAUCGAUGGCCAAUCGUUUAAUAAUCAUCAUCAAGGUGGUCAUUAUGGAUCACGACAAUCAUCAUUAUCGUCGAUGAAUAAAAUCGGUGGCAUUAAAUCUGUUUGAAUUUAAUUUCAUGUUUUUUCUUUCUCUCUCACA
This is a messenger RNA of Dermatophagoides pteronyssinus (European house dust mite), 1651 nucleotides long. RefSeq lists its product as uncharacterized. The record is from RefSeq and is a predicted model, not a curated record. Lineage: Eukaryota; Metazoa; Arthropoda; Arachnida; Sarcoptiformes; Pyroglyphidae.